This is a messenger RNA of Anarrhichthys ocellatus (wolf-eel), 6036 nucleotides long. It is a transcript of the gene elmod3, whose product is annotated as ELMO/CED-12 domain containing 3. The transcript is spliced from 13 exons. NCBI's taxonomy places the organism in Eukaryota, Metazoa, Chordata, Actinopteri, Perciformes, Anarhichadidae. Bases 1099 to 2328 code for a protein of 409 amino acids. The record is from RefSeq and is a predicted model, not a curated record.
UUGAAAUGCUUCAUAUCGCAUAAUAUAGUCGGACAGCUCACGGCACGCAAUGUUUUGUAGCGCUUUUUAAAAUAUACCUUUGAAACAAAAGCAGGUUAAUCCGUUCGGUGCUGUCGGAUUUGUGCACAGAGUCCAUCCCCGUUACAGUUCACUAGAGCUACAGCUAGCCCGUUAGUUAGCCUGACAGCUGGCUUUUUCUUGUGAUAGCUAUUAGGUCUCGACCGCUUCAUUGCACUUCAUAUUCAUGACACAAACUGUUAAGCUGUUUGCGGCAAUUUCCGGCUGGCUUUGCAUGCAACCUGUGCAAUUUUCCAGAUAUUCUGUACAUAUGACCGCCCCUCCUCAGGACUCUGACCAUACCAGAACCCUAUCCAUGACCCACACCUCCCUGGACACCUUCACUUCCUACUUUGGACGUGUGCGGCUGUUUCAUGUGAGGCUGAAGACACAACACAGCUCUGUUUCAAAGUGAAUUAAACUGCAACUGUGCUCGUAACCUCUCGCUGCGUACUGGAUUUGUCUUGAGUGCCAAAGACAUGAAGUGUCUCGGACAGGGAGAGCCCAGCCCGGAAAAGCAAUGUCAUUAUCCAGCGUCUUUGCACGUCUGAUGGGGCUGAGCAGUGGACCCACUGGCCAAACACAUCUGCGGAGAAGAGGAAGGAGGCAGGUUUCUAGGAAUGCUGUGCAUUGAUGGAUAGCCAUUUCCUCGUGUCAGCUCUUGCAGACCGAUACCUGCGCAUUCCUGUCCGUGUACACACUCAAGGUUGGACUUUAUAGUAGCUAAUAAAACCCAGCUGCCAUCUCAACCACACAAUCAUCGCUGUAACGCAGAAAAGGAGAACAAUAUGAUGUGCACAGUAUGGAUUUCUUCUGCAAGCGAUAGCUUUGGUAAAUCAUACUUGUGACUGUGGACAUUUGAGUUCUCUCUGUACAUGAGGAGAAAAGCAUAGAUAUUUGCAGGCACUACUAAUGUGCACUACAGAAACCAUGGUGGUCCUUGCAUCAGCUCCUCAGCCCAUCUCAGUCCAUGACCACAGAAGCCUUUAGAGGCCAGGAUCAGGAACACGCUCGCCAGCCAACACGUAUAACUCAUAUGCAAUGGAAGAAGACAUUGAUGUUGCAUCCCACACUGAGGGCCUGAAUGGUUUGUCCCGUGAAUGUAAACCAUUAGAGGAUAUCACCAAUGGACACUCCAACCAUAAGCCUGUCAUGAACGGACUGAUAAUUAGUCACAGUGUCAAAGACCACACCAACGGCAAUGCAUCACUCAGAUCCCUGCCGAUUUCAGCACUGAAGCAGAACGGUCUCCUGCAGACCCUGGCAGCCGGAGAGGACCAGCCUAAACCUGCAGAGGAAAAUGUGGAGUUGGAAAAGGCCAGAGAAGAGUGGGAGGCUCUGGAGAACGUCCAACCAGCUAUCACUGAGGACUCAAACCCAACUCCGCUCAUCUCCUUCAAUGAAGCGCUGCAGUACUUCCAGACCACAGACCUCGGGGACUUGAUGAAGAACAUCCAGCCAACCGUACGCAGGACAGGUCUGGCAGCGAUCACACAUUUCCUCUUCGGACCUCCGCGGCUGCACAGGGAACUCCUGGAGGAGAGGGAUUUGGUCUUUGCCAUCGCACAGUGCCAUGUGGACAACAGCCAAGCGGUCCACAUGCGUGUCCUCCAGACCAUUUACAAGAGGCUGAUUGGCAGCAGGCUGGACUGUCCUCGCUUCGGGGCGCACUGGGAAAACAUCGGUUUUCAGGGUACAGACCCAGCCACCGACCUACGUGGCACUGGUUUCCUAGGACUGAUGCAUACGCUGUACUUUGUGAUGGACCCAGAGACUCUCCCGUUGGCUCGAGACAUCUACAAGUUAUCACAACACCCGACGCAGAACUUUCCAUUCAGUGUGAUGUCAAUCAACAUGACCCGCAUCGCUCUGCAAGUACUCAGAGAGGAAGCCAUGUCCAAGGAGUGCAAUCGUCGCCAGCAAGUGGUUGGUGUGCUGAAUGAGUUCUACGUUGCUACGUAUCUGCACCUGUACCAACUGUGGAAGACCCAACAGAAGACCAUAGUUGACUCUGGCUUUGUACUAAAAGAGGUGGAGUUGUUUGCCAAAAAGAACCCCAAGCAGAUGCUGCGCCGACUAGAGGUCUUCCUGAAAGAGAGGCGGGCAGGUGGAAUCCCCCGUGGGACGUCGCCAGACCCUCAGGCCCAACAGCCCUCUCCCGGCCUGGGGGCCAGAGCCGGGACGGGACAUGGAAGCAAGGGAAAGGAGAUGCACUUCACAGGAGUGUGUGAACUUCCGCCAGACAUGGAGGGAGAGGCCAGACUCAUCUAAGCUAGACUCUGUGUGUGUGUGUGUGUGUGUGUGUGUGUGUGUGUGAGUGUGAGAGAGAGAGAGAGAGAGAGAGAGAGAGCAAUCCUGUUUGUGAGUACAUCUAUCACGGUAUGUGUGAGUGGCUUACUCUCAGAGAGCUAAAACGCCACCAGUCACUGAUCUAGGACCUGCUAUCUGAACCUAUUCAAACACUUCCACUCCUUCCAUUGAUGCUGGGGUGCUGCACUUUGAUCAGAUAAAGCUUGGGGGGGGGGGGUCUUUCAGAUUUCGGUUUGAUUUUGUUUUAGUAAUGUUUAAUUUAUUUUUGUAAACGGAGAACACAGAACAGUCAAAUAUAAAGAGCUGAUGCAGGUCAGAAACACAAAGUGAUUGUUGCACUUUUAUGUGGAUUUAGUAGCCAAAUUAGAUAGCUGCCAAAUUCUCGGUUAAACUCUACCUUCCUAGAAGUCCAAAACGCAGAAACGUAUGUCCCGAGGAUCUCUCAAUCAGGGUCUGUUAACACGGCAGAGUGGGGGAGCGUGACGUCCCCUCUCGCUCCAACAUUACAGCUCCAUCACACGAGCAGCCUAACGGCUCAUAAUGCAUAUUGUUAAACGCUCUGUUAACUUUAUGGCGAUAAGAGAGAACUGAACCACUUUCAAGCCCUUCUACGGAGCAAACAAGAAGCAAGUCUUCUCUCGGCGCGAGUGGAGAGCGGCAGAUGGGAAACCCAGGGAGGUUACCGAAUUCUUUGAGCAGGGAGACGACAUUGCCAGUAGAUGCUGUUUCUCAAAUAUCUCACACUGUAGACUUUGAAUGCAGCUUGCUUUGAAGGUGUGAUGACUUUUGCAUUCUCUAUUGGAGCGUGAAUGAAAUGUUGGUCAUGUGAAAGAGGUCCAGAUGUGUGGAGGCAUAGCCAGUUGUUGCUGUUGCACGUGGGUCUGAUAGACUUAGUCCAGAGCUCCCACUAACGGGGGGAAUAUAUUUUAAAUAAUUAAAAAAAACAAAAAACUAUUUUAGACCUUUCUGAAGGGACAGCUGUCAUAACUUCACAGUUGUCAUGAAGGCAGUUCAGAACGUUGUUAUUAAACUGAUGGCUGAGUGACCGCGAGAAGGGUUUUUAACUCUGUUAAACUCCACCAGGAUGUAAGAACAUCCUCUCAGUUCUUAACUUCUUGCGGUUAAAGCCAAGAAGACGUUUCAUAACAGAGUCCGUGUGCUCGGCUUGGUGCCGGCUACAGUGGAAGGUCUGGUAUGAGCUUUCUCUACAUUCCGUUAUAAAGCAUGUGAUUGUAAUUUUAUUUGACCAGUUGAAAAUGUAUUCCAGUGUGUGUGUGUGUGUGUGUGUGUGUGUGUGUGUAGGCUUGUGUGUGUGAAAUGAAAUGAAUGAGCUGAUAUUGAUGAAGGGUGCCUCUCCUAGGAGAUGUAUAGUACAGUAUGCAAUCCCAGCUCUCACUCAAUGAUAAUCAAAACGAUAGUGCUGUGUGACGAUAGAAUCGUUCCUAACUUCAGGGUUUGUGCGCUUGUGCAAGCGAGUGUGUGUGUGUGUGUGUGUGUGUGUUUGACAGGAACUGACUACAGAUGGGGUGCUUUCAUCUGCACACAAUAAGCCAGCUUUACUUGAUCCAUCAAGCUGCAAAGACGGUACUUUUGUCAUUUUAAAAAUGGUACAUAACAUUUGUGAGGACAAGAUUUAUCCCAAACAAAGAACACAUUCUUUGGUUUUAAAAAACAAAAACAAAUGUUGGUUCUGGACACAAGCUGCAGUCAGCGGCUCGGUGGCCUGGGAUGGAUAGAGCUCCUCAGCAAAGCUGGUUCCUGCUUUGUGCUAAUGUGAAACCGUCUCCCAUCAUCGUAGUCUCAAUCUGUAGCAUGUUCAGGUAGCACUAGUACUGUAGCAUCUUAUAGCCUCCUCCUCUUCGUAAAGCUUGUCGAUGUCAUGUCUCAGUUACAGUCCGUAGUGUCAAUUGGUGCGCAAACUGUUACUACUAUAGCACAUUUAUUUAGUAUUUGCAUUAAGCCUCCUUCGGUAGACACGCAUUUAGUUUGGCGCAGCGUAUGUGUUGGAGAGAUGUGGGAUAGGCUUGACACGUUAUUGAGCUCAACCUUGUCUUCUAAGAAGGUAACAGUUAAAGCGGUGCCUACAUCCAGUGGAGCCAUGUGGGGUAGAGCGCUGGUUUAUCCUUCUUUCCUUUCUUUCCUUCUUUCAUUUGAUCCACCGUGCCACAGUAGACUUCCUCCAUUCAUGUAACGCAGUAAACAAGAGUUGAUGUGACCCCCUAAAACAUGCAGGCCUAAUGGAGAUAGAUAUAUACAUACAUACAUACAUGCAUACAUACACACACACAUACAUACAUACAUACAUACACACACACAUAAAAUACACACGCAUGUACACUUUCCACGUCAACAUCUACUCGGAUAGUUGUACUUUGUCAUCUCCAUCCUCAACCAUAUAACUUAAAAAAUGAGCUGAUGUAGUUUAGCCACUUGUUUGCGAGUGUUUUGAUCGAACAGGACAAUUUGCACUGUUGUAGAUAUUUGAUAGUAUGUGUGACGUAUGCAAGAGGAAACAGGCCAUCUUCAAUAGCCAUAAUGUUCAUCAUCGCCCACCUCAUGAAACAGGCUUCAUGAAGUCCGACUCCCCUCCUCCCUCUAAGAAAAAUUGCACCAUGGACAUGAUCUCGCAUUUAGUUUUAUUCAAUUUUAAACUGAGGAGCAGUACAGUGUAUGUAAAUCAGGAAGUUUGUAUAUAGAGAAUUAAUGAUUGUAACUGUAUGAUUGUCUGUAGGGCAUUAUACUGAAACACAUUGCUUACCUCAAGACUUGAGACAAAUCUCUCCUUUCUCUCUCCUGAUAUCAGUCAGACUCUCUCUUUUCGUUUCCUUGUACCUAGGCCUUCUCUCAUACCAAUUGGACAUGUUGUAUAAUGUGUAUUCAACACCUGAAGUACUACGUGAUAGCAAACUAACACAAAAGCUGGUCAAUGUUAUGUGUAUUCUAUUUAAAGACACAUUUAUAGACUAUAUAGGCCCACACACAUCUGCAGAUGAUGAAAUCCUUUUUAAGACGAUCUUUAAUUGGCUGAUGUUUACCAUGUUUGAAAUAAGCUGGUUCUCUUGUGGCUUCAGUGGUGGUACAGUAUACUUUUGCUGUGUUUUAAGUGUUUGAUGUCCGGGAAACACUCGGAAACAAUCCGGUCUUUACAGCUACAGUCACAAACAAACAGUUCAGUAUAUGAUUGUGAAGAUAUAGACUUGAUAAGAGGUCAUAAUACGUCGUAUGCUUUGAAGUUGGUAUAUAUUCAGUAUCCAAACUAGACUUAAUUUAUCCUCUCAUAUUACCAAAAGUCAUAUUUUCAGCAGUUGUAAUAGAUCAUAUUCUUAUGCGUUGAUCAUCAUUUGGAAUCUCUUCAGUUGUGACACCAGAACCAAGAGAAGAAGAAAGAAAAAAACAAAAAAAAACGGGUUCUUGCAGGAUGUCGGAUGCUCUGAGAGGUGUGGUGUGAAGUUCUGCUUCAAGUACAAUCUCUUCUCUCAAUAUCCUGCGCUUUAUAUGAAGGUGUUUUCCUGUUGCCGUCGUCGUCAUGUCCCUCAGAGCAUUUUAUGACUGUACCUUGAUUGUAGAAGCCCUAUUUUAUACUGAGAGUUAUUUCAGAAUACAGUAUGUGCUGUUGUACAUUAAAUGUAUUGUAUGGAGAAAGCUAAAUAAAUGCUGUUUAAAAACGAA